Molecule: messenger RNA, 1903 nt
Organism: Heterobilharzia americana
Lineage: Eukaryota; Metazoa; Platyhelminthes; Trematoda; Strigeidida; Schistosomatidae
Source: the annotation of a GenBank genome assembly
AGACGUCUUCGAUCACAUUUUCCGGUAAGCUGACGAUGACUAAGUUGGACUUAGUUUCUUGUGAUUGAAUGUGUCUCAAGGCAAACUGAGCUUCCACAUGGGAGAACCAUGCAGAUGGUCUGUGGGCCCAGAAGGUGGGAAGCUCGAGGGUCACGGCCAUCUGCGCGGUCUAGUCGUUAUCAACGAUAACGAUAAGCCUAAAUGACGUUUGUGCACCCAUUUUAUCCUUCGUUUCAAUACUAUGUUCGGCUAUUGAGGAGCUCAUAUGUUUGUUGACAACAUCAUUUGAAUCAGAUAACUCUACUUGUUUCUGAAGCCACUUUGAAAUUUGUUUUAUGGCUCUUAUUUUCAAUGACCGAUAAGUCCUCUGUAUGUAUGUGUGACUACAGAACAUAUUCUAAUGUGGCUUUUGGAACAGGUAGAGUCGCCCGACUCAAUUGAUGCGUGUCACCCACUUUAUUGCUAUUCAUAAAAUGUCUUUUCUUUACGAAUGAUAUAGAUCCAUCUAAAUGUCAAAAGGCUAAUAGUCUUUUUAUAAGUAUGAAAUAAACGAGUUGAUAAUGAUAGUUUAUUUCGACUUUUUAUGAAAUCAGACAAACCUUUACUGGGUUUCCUACAUUAAUUUAGUAGUGAUGAACCAACCUAACAGUUUCAUCGGUUGUGGAUUCUUUCUUAUAUACAGCGGUCAGUGUCUCAGCAACUGAUCAUACCUAAUAGGUCGGUAAAAAUUAUUCCACUUUCUGAACUUCCCACGUUAGACAUUAAACUACCUCUUAAAUCCUAUUUAUUUCUGCAUAGUUUGUACUUAAAAUGUUUGUUACUGUUGUCACUUGUCAUUACAGUGUGAUUGUUGAUUUCCACACAACCACAAUGACUGAGCUCAAUAUAGGAGUUCAUUGUUCUCAAGAGGACUGCAAACAGUUGGAUUUCCUACCUAUUCAUUGCCAACUUUGUGAUCGCAUAUUUUGCAAAACGCACAGUUCUCUUACUGCGCACAACUGUCCUAUUUCAAACCCUGCCUAUCGAUAUCACCCUAUCAGUCAAAGUCAUUUUUCUGCUACUGUCAUUACCACUACUACUGAAGAUGAUGCCGGUAGCGUCUGCGAUUUCCACGAAUGUAAUCAACGACAGUUGGUGUUGUUAGCAUGUGAAGCAUGUAGCCGAAAUUAUUGUAUAAGUCACAAACAAAAAGAAGUUCAUCGAUGCUCAUUUCUGAAAUCAAAUCAAACAGAUAAAAUUCAAAUAAUCAAGACUAUUGAUUAUUCUUCUUUAAAUGCUAUUUCACACACGUUAACUCAAAGUAAACCGAAAGAAUGCAGCACUAAACCACUGAAUGAUCGUACUCGAGCUACAAAAUCUAAGCUUAUCCUUUUGAGAGCUAAAAUGGAAGCUUUGCCCGGUGGUAAACAUGCAAGAAACUUGCCAGAAUCAGAACGAUUUGUUUUACGCCUCUCAAUUAUGCCAGAUAUUGUUCCCAAUAAUUCUAUAAUCUCAGCGUAUUUCGGAAAGCGUUGGCCACUUGGUUGUGUGCUAGAUUAUGGUUGUGAACAGUUCCAUUUACCUCGAGAUAAAAAUUAUGGUUUAAUUCGUUUAUCGGAUGAGUUGGAUGCAGAUUAUCAAGUUGGUCGAUAUGAAAAUGAUACUGUUGCCAAUUCACUACUUGAUUUAAGUUGUACAAUUAAACAGCAUGUUCAUGAAAAUUGUUUCAUUGAAGGCGAAUUAUUGCAAGUUGUUUAUAUACCUCAAAUGUCAUCAUAGUUGUUAUUAUUAUUGAACUGUCUUUUGUAGUAUAUAUAUGCGCAUGUGUGCAUAGACACAGUGAAGUGCAUGUAAUGACGUGAUGGUAUGUGUAUUGCAUAUGGUGUACACAUUGUAAACCACCCUAAAGUUUCUUUUGAUUUUG